Molecule: messenger RNA, 1076 nt
Organism: Paramecium pentaurelia
Lineage: Eukaryota; Ciliophora; Oligohymenophorea; Peniculida; Parameciidae
Source: the annotation of a GenBank genome assembly
AUGGAAAUGAUAAAGGGUGAUUUAUUAUAAUUUAAAUUAAAAAAGAUACAAAUGUUUCUUUGUUAAAAUUUAGAACAUGAAGGAAGUUCAAUUAUCAGUUUUUGCCUUUCUGCUGGUUGUCAGGAACCUAAAUAGCAAUUUAGCGCUAAUUGUUUAAUCAAUCCCCAAAAACAUUAAAAUUGUAGAAUUGACUGCAAGCCAUUUGAUAAAAUCAAAACACUACUAGAUUUAAUUCUAUAUAAGCUAGAUAAAAUGUUAGAAUAAACUGAUUAGAAGUUUGAAUUGUUAAAGUUAGAGUAUGAAAAAACAAUCAAAAUUAUUUAAAAAGAAUAGCAAAGGUUUUAGGAGAUAGUCAAAAACUUGAAAGAAUAAAAAUACAAGGAAUUUCUUGAUAAUAUUGGCAAAAUUAAGAAUUGGAAUAUAACAGUAAAGUCGACUUAAUUUGAGUAAGAAAUUAUUGAUCUCUGUAUUCGUAAUAUGUUACAAUUAGGGUUGAAACAAGGAAUCGAAUUAAUAAACUAAAAGGAAUACUAAAGCGCUUUUGUAAAAUUUUGGAAAGUUUUAAAAGAAGACGCAAAUAAUUUUUUGGCAUAAUUUUACCAAUUUAUAAUAUAAUAGAAAUAAGGUGUUACAUUAUUUAUUAAUUAAAUGAAUUUCUUAUGAAUGCAAUAGAACAACAAUUAUAAAUCUUUUUAAUUGUUAAGGGAAUUAUAAAUAAAAUAUCCAAAUUUUUAAGAAUAAGCUUUAUUCACUGUAAAGGAAAAAUUAAGAAUUAAAAGCAAUAAUAUAGCUGCAUUGAUAUUAAAAGUAUAUUGUAUGAUAUAUUUGGAUGAAAAAGAAAAAAAAUAAGAUAUUUAUCAAAGCAUUAUGAUAUAUUGUGAUACUAUUUUAGGUUUAGAUAAAUCAAUUGUUUGUGCUCUAUGGAUGAAAAGUAUAAAUUUAAAUAAUUAAAAGUAAAAUCAUUAUGUGAAUAGAAAAAAUAUUAAUAAGCGAUUAUGAGUGCUGAAGAAGGUUUGAUGUUGAAUAACAACAAUUGUCAUUUACAUUGUAUAAAAGCUGAAAAACAAUAAUUAUGA